Myxozyma melibiosi is the source of this 1518-nucleotide messenger RNA. RefSeq names its product pseudouridine synthase. The coding region runs from base 1 to 1518 and encodes 505 amino acids. NCBI's taxonomy places the organism in Eukaryota, Fungi, Ascomycota, Lipomycetes, Lipomycetales, Lipomycetaceae. Gene Ontology annotation, biological process: enzyme-directed rRNA pseudouridine synthesis. The record is from RefSeq and is a predicted model, not a curated record. Gene Ontology annotation, molecular function: RNA binding; pseudouridine synthase activity. The transcript has 2 exons.
AUGGAUCAGAGUGAGAGAGUGCUGCAGACGGAGGAGGUGCAGAAGGAGCUGCAGCAGAAGGAGUUGCAGGAGGUGCAGAAGGAGGAUGGUGGAGAUCAACUUGCUGAGAAGACGGAGGAUGAGGAAGUGAAGAGCGCGAGUUCAUCAGACGCUGCCUCAGACGAGACAUCGCCAUCGCCCCUGUCCAAGAACGAGCGCAACCGCCGGAAACGAGCAGCGCGGGAAGUAGUCCCCCACUCCGGCCGCACGCGCCAGAACGUGCGCAAGUUUGAUUCCGCCGGGUUCAGGCUGCGGCAGCAGGUGCUCAGUUCCGCGCGCGUGAGCCUGCAGGACGUGUUAGGCGAGACGCCGGACGUGGCGGCGCUGGACGCGGCGGAUAGGGUGGUUACGAUCGAGGAUGAUAUCGCUGUGGGAGCGCGGUAUGUGUAUAAAGGCGACGGGCUGAGGCGGGUGCCGCCGUAUUACUUCACGUACCUUACCUUCUGCAAGCAACGAUGGCGGGACCGGAAUCUUCUCGAGAUCUUCUCGAGCGAGUUUCGCGAGAAGGAGCCGGCGUAUUAUCGCCAGCUGAUCGAUGACGGGAAAGUCACGAUCAACUCUGAGCGCGUGGGCGUGGACGCCAUCGUGCGGAACGGGGAUCUGAUCUCGCAUCGGACGCAUAAGCAUGAGCCUCCGGUGCCGGAUACGCAGAUCGAGAUUGUGUAUCAGGAUCAGGAGAUUGUGGUUAUUGAUAAACCGGCGGGGAUCCCUGUGCAUCCGGUGGGACGGUUUCGGUUUAAUACAAUCACAGAGAUUAUGAAGCAUGAGCUGAAGAUUCCUGUUCAUCCCGCGCACCGUCUCGACAGACUAACAUCCGGCGUCAUGAUCUUUGCCCGCACAGGCAAAGCCGCCAACCAACUCUCCGCCAACAUGCGCAACCGGACAAUCUACAAAGAAUACGUCGCGCGCGUGCUCGGCGAAUUCCCGCUCAACGACGGCAACGACGUCGUCUGCGACCUGCCCGUCCUCACAGUCGACCCGCGUCUCGGCCUAAACAUGGUAAAAGACGAAGGCAAGCCCGCGACAACGAUCUUCAGACGCCUGUCGUAUAACGGCAAGACCAGCGUCGUGAGCUGUAAACCGCUCACCGGACGCACACAUCAGAUCAGACUGCAUCUGCAAUACCUCGGCCACCCGAUCGCCAACGACCCUAUCUACGCCAACCGCGCGGUCUUUGGCUUUCAUCUCGGAAAAGGCGGGGAGAUCGACGAAGCCGACGUACGCACGAAGCUGUCGCGGAUGGGCAAGAACGAGCAGGCGAGGAGCGCGGCGUUCGAGGAGCUUGCGGAGCAGCAGAAUCGCGAGCGCGGGGAGAAACUUACGGGCGAGAUGUGUCAGGUGUGUCAGUCGCCGCUGUAUUUCGAUCCGAGCGUGCGGGAGUUGGAGAUUUGGUUGCAUGCGUUGAAGUAUUGGUCGACGGAGGAUGGGUGGGAGUAUAAGACUAAGCUGCCUAUCUGGGCGGCCGAGGAUUUCCAGUAG